CAAGUGAGAAGGAAGGAUGGUGUUACAACACCAUGGUGGGUGAGCACAGCGCAGCCAGUGGUGUCUUGUCUGGAGGGGGAGGGGAGAGAGAGAGAGCGAGAGAAAGAGAGUGGGGUGAGGGAGUGGGGGGCAAGAAGAGCAGCAGCAAACCGAGGGAGACAGGAAGGCGUGCACCCACCCACUCACUCAUCGCAGCGAUCAGUGUCAACCGAGGGAGGACAUACAUACACACGAUCGAUCGACCGAUCGAUCAAUCAAUCAAUCAGGAAAAAGGGCAAUCAACAUGUCAACCAAUUAACCCACUCCCCCACCCUCUCCACACGGCAGGCAGGCGGACAGGCAGACAUACACUUUGCAGUCACUGAAUGACUGCCGCGUGUGGUCAUUCCUUCCUUCCCCCUAAAUUUCUCCAGUGCCUCUGCAACGCCGAGCACCCCACCUUUGUUUGUGUGUGGUGUGUGGUGUGCGUCCCAGACAGGCCCUGCAGCAGCAGGCAGGAAGCAAAGCAACGACCCACCCACCCGUGGCUGAGCCAGGCAGCCGCCAGAAAAAUACUGCCUGCCUGCCUUCGUGUCAGCGAGAGAAAGCGAUUCUGCCCUUCCUCGCACAUAUGGGUGGAGGGUGAUGUGUGUGAUGUGUCGAUGUCAGGCUCGUAGGAGGGAAGCAUGGCAGAAGGAAGGACACACCAGAGAAGAGAGACGCAGACAUACUAAGAGGACAUGCCCCUCUUCGCCCCGGCAGCCAGCGCACUUACAAAUAGAGUGAGUGCAUCAACCACCGAUCGUCUCAACCAACACACCCAGACACCCAGACAGACAGACAGAAAGACAGACGGCAAACACAGCAGCCAGCACGCCGCAUGCCAAUACACGCCCGCACAGAUGCUCGCAGCCAACAGGCCGCUCGCUUCAUUCGCUCAUUCGUUCGUCCUGUUGUUCUUUGAACAGACUGCUCCCAUUCCCUCUCCGCCCCUUUCUCUAGACUACACAGUCAGUCACGAAAAACAGACAGACACAUAGCCAGACGUACGUACCGACGACGGACGCACAGACAGCCAGACGAAGAUCAGCUUUGCUCUUGGUCUGUAGGCAGGGAUGGAUGGAUGGAUGGGUGUGUCACUUACUCCUUCAGUCAUUCGCCCUGCACGGGAGGGAGCGGGGGGUGUGGGUGCUGGCCCUGGCCGUGGGCGUGCGACGGCGAGUGGUGGCCGCCGUGGCGGGGCGAGUGAUGAUGCUGCUCCAUACCGUCUCCCUCCCACUUGGCCUACAAAUCACACACACACACACACACAUACAGAGUGACUGUGAGUGUGUGUGUGGUGGUGUUGGCUGGCUGGUUGGCCGGCUGGUUGGCCUGACCUGUAUGUCGGGCACUGGUGCGGGUGCGAGUGGGUGUCUGAGCUUGGCGAACUGGUCGGACGGCAUCGAGUGGAACAGAUCAGACAACGACACGUACACCGACUCGUCUGCGCCCACACAGACAGCAUACCACCCACACCCGUCAUGGCCAGCGUUGAUCCCUCCCUCCCUCCCUCCCUCCUUCCCUCCCUCCAUGGGUGUCAGUGUGGAUGGGGCGGGGUGGUGGUCUACCUACCGUCUCCUUCUCCCUGGACUUUGGUCCUGUGUGUUCGUUGCUUGGGUCCCUUGGUCUGCCACUCGCCCACGAUGGGCUUGAGGUGCUCGUGGCCGUCCUCGCCCUCCUCCUUCUGAAACGUCACCGGCUGGUAGAACGACUCCCCCGUCGACACUGAUAUGAUGAACGAGUGAUGCGGGCAGCGAAUGCACGGCUGCAUGACAUGACACAGAGAGCCAGACCACAGACAGACAGACAGACAGACGCACAGCAGAGACGAAUAGAGAGAGAGAGAGAGAGAUGCCGGGUGGCUGGGCGAGCGGGUGGGUGUGGCCAUCCAUCCAUCCGACCUGUCCAGCGAUGUCUUCGAUGUCUUCAGCCUGGUAGAGCGGUCCGCCGGCGUGGUAGCAGUUGGCGUCGAUGGCGUACACGCAACCAUUGUACAGAAACAACGCCACUGCACACGACACGGACGAACAACGACACACACGCAACGAACGACGGGCAAAGCACAGAACGACAGUCGAUGUCCAACGACGGCCCAACGAGCGACGUCCACUGCUCUGGCGGCUCUCUGUGCACAUGUAUGUACAUCUUAAGAGUGCUGGCUGACCUGGUCGCCCGCUGACCACAACCAAAGUGGGACGCACACCCAGCUGCACACACACACACACACACCUGCCCUCCGACCGACCGACCUGUGUGGUUAUCGCCUUACCGUCUUGAGUGGCACAGUCUUGAACCAGGGCACCCCCUGAUUGUCGACCUCCGGCGCCGCGGCAUGCUUGGGCGACGUCGGUCCGCCCAAACUGUGGGAACUCAUCUCAAGCUUCUCAACCUGUCAACGAAAACUGGUUGGCGGCUGUGUCAACGAGGUUAAGCGCCUCGGCUCAUAGCGCGACACACAGCACACAAUAAGGACAGCGUUCAGCGCCUUUCAAACUCCUUCGACAAGGCUGGAAAACGGCUCUGCAGAGUGCGAGUUGGGUGUUUCACUGGCGAACGUCGCUUCGUUCGUCGGUCUCUUUCUCCCCUUGAAG
Molecule: messenger RNA, 2612 nt
Organism: Vitrella brassicaformis
Lineage: Eukaryota; Vitrellaceae
Source: the annotation of a GenBank genome assembly